CAGAUGCUUCGAUAUGCGACCAACCAAACAUACUGGUUCUCACUUCAACGAAUAGAUGUCUUUGUACUUAGACAUAUUUGAAAGAUUUGAUGCCGACACAUCGGGACUUGCAGGAGAUGACUGGGUUCACAACAAAGAUGGCUUCAGCAUCUUUCCAAGUCGGUCGUCAAUUUCGACAGAAGCUUGUUAUGAUCUACUCAAGCUUGUUUAUCAUCAUCCUUAUUUCUUCCGUAACCAUGGAAACCCACGCCCAAGACUCGAACCCUGACCCCUCUUCCUGCUCGAACCUCUGUGACUUCAACGACUGGACGAAAUUUGCCAACUGCUCGAAUCGGAAAUUAUCGUCAAUACCAGAUGUUUGCAGCUCGGCGAAAACAUUGCAGUUGAACAACAACAAUAUUGCUCGUUUAAACCCCGACGCCCUGCAGGACUUUACUAGUCUCCGAUACCUUUACCUAAGAAGCAACACAUUGAGUGAUAUCUCAUUGAAUGCAUUUGUGGGCCUUGAGGAACUUGAGUACCUUAGACUUGGAGGAAACUGUUUCACCAACUUGAAUGAUGAGAUGUUGCGCGGUCUCGACAACCUCGUUUUCUUGUUGGUUGUGGAAGGCUGUCUGGAAAACGUUGCCGCGGAGACCUUCAAGAGUUUGCCGAAUCUUGGCACACUGGAAUUGGGAGGAAACCGUCUUCGGGAACCACUUUGCGAUGCAUUUGGUACGGGGAAUGUUCUUCAGUCCUUGACACUUGCAAACAAUCUGAUCGGCUCGUUGCCUGAUUAUUGUUUCGCAGAGCUCCAUCUUCUAAGGAUACUAAGUCUAGACGGUAAUAAUCUAACAGAAAUCAGAAAUGGUCGAGGUCUCAGUGGACUAGACAACUUGCAAACGUUAUCCCUUGAGAAAACGCAUCUUAUUCGGCUUUCAGGGAAUUCAUUUAGAAAUACCACACAACUUCGACAUCUUUCUUUGGCAAGGAAUGGACUUGCUGAUCUCCCAAAUGAUGCCUUCGAAAAUCUCUUCAAUCUCACAUAUCUUAAUCUGUCCAACAAUGCUCUGGGUCGUGUGUCUGACAAAUUGUUCCGAAGCAAUCUGUGUUUGGAGAUCAUCGAUUUGUCGGCUAAUAGAAUCACACAAAUAGAUUCUGGUGUCUUCACAGGCUUCCAUAAUCUUCAGUCUAUCAAACUGUCUUCAAAUCGUAUAACAAAAAUUUCGUACUUGAUCCAAGAGAUACCGUGGCUAGAUUUAGUCAAUCUCGAGAAUAAUCCACUACGCUGUGAGUGUGCCAUAUUGGACUUUGAAGAUUGGUUUGACCGAAAUGUGGAAUAUGCGACAGAGUGUGUCUUUCCAACCCUUAGUGAAUAUAACGAUUCUGGAGACAAUUCCCUUCAAAAUCUAUGCGAGGGACAUGCCCGUAUUCAUUCGACGUCAACCAGAAGUUCUUCUAUUGAUGACUCUCGUCUCACCGAAAUUCGAGCACUUAGCCUACCUGACGCAACGGCCGACAUUCCUGCCAUAGCAUUGGUACCGACAUCUCACAGCCAAGACAACACCAAUACAGACAAACUGAAUAUGUCCAACGUGACUAACACUAUCGUCGUAGCGAUCACAAUCGUUCUCCCUCUUAUUUUUAUCGUCAUAUUGGUCGGCAUCGUGUACCGUUGCCACAAGAUUCUGACAACAGCCAAAGGAAAGUCAAAGAACAGUAUCACCUUGUCACCUGGAGAGAAUCCUAAUUUAGGGCUCAUCGGUGCGCGCCCAUCAACGAGUUUAGCGCAGUUUAAUGGAUUGAACGCAGUUGUAGCAGGUGAUGAGAUGGGCAGCAUUGGAGACGAUGAUGGACUUUACGAGGAGUUUCCAGAGAUCGAAUCUAAGAUUAACUACCCUCGCCUCCCAACGAAAAUCCACAACAAAGACGGUCACGAUGGUGCUGAUUUUGAGAUGCUCAACAGAGCACCUUCCUACCUCGAGGUCUUCAAUGAUACAUAUGUUCUCUACGACCCUCCCCGUUUGCCUGACAGAGACUACGAAUCCAUUGACGACCACGAGAAAACAGCAACUGAACGCGAGUCCGACUAUUGCAUCUUUGGUAUCAAGGAACCCGUGUAUGAUUCGAAGAUUCCUAAAUACGCAAACGAAAGAGAGUUUCUCUCUUCUUGAAAACCUUGAACAACCGCCGUAUAUAAUCACGAUUAUGUGUACCGUGUCUACAGCAUCAUAUAUGGGCUACAGCAUAACCCUGAUAUGAACUAUGGACAAUAACAUUCUCAUGGACCAAAAUUCUGAGUAUUCAACACUGCAGAAGACUAUUGGGUGAGCGAAGUUCAUAGUGAAUGCACAUAGCUUUAUAUUCAUGCCAGGAAAGAUUAUUGCCGACAAAGAAAGCGUCAUAAAAUGCAGUAACUGACACUGCACCGUGCUAUGAGGCUUUAUACGUUUGCAGGGACAAACUACAUAUGUAUUGCUUGAGAAACUACAAUUUGUUCCUCAUUCGCACGAAAUUCAGU
This is a messenger RNA of Strongylocentrotus purpuratus (purple sea urchin), 2500 nucleotides long. Its product is annotated as leucine-rich repeat transmembrane neuronal protein 4. Gene Ontology annotation, molecular function: protein binding. NCBI's taxonomy places the organism in Eukaryota, Metazoa, Echinodermata, Echinoidea, Camarodonta, Strongylocentrotidae. The record is from RefSeq and is a predicted model, not a curated record. Gene Ontology annotation, cellular component: extracellular matrix. The transcript is spliced from 3 exons. The coding region runs from base 90 to 2153 and encodes 687 amino acids.